Molecule: messenger RNA, 1157 nt
Organism: Carassius auratus (goldfish)
Lineage: Eukaryota; Metazoa; Chordata; Actinopteri; Cypriniformes; Cyprinidae
Exons: 4
Coding region: 459-1121 (220 amino acids)
Source: RefSeq, a predicted model, not a curated record
GAGUAUUUAUGCUGCUGUGUAAGUUAAGAAAUUUACUUGGUAGAAACUAAUCAUCUGGGAGGAAAAGUGUGUUGGUGCAAGGACUGGAGUUGAAAACCUCUGCGAAAGACUGAGCUAUACACAGACAGUAACCACUGAUGGCAGACGGACUGUUCUGACGAUGUCUUUCAUACUUUUCUGGACCUUGACAAUGUAAUUUACUUAGCAGUCUAUGCGAAAGUAACAAGCUUCCAAAAACGUAAUUGUGCAUUUUGGACUUAAUUAAACGUGCGGUUUUUCUUUAAAUGAGAAAAGCAGGUGCAGACAGAAUAUCUACUAACACGCAGUCGUUCUGACUCAGAGAGAUUAGCACUUCUCGAACUGUAGGAGGCGCUGUGACCAUCUUAGUCCAGUAAAUCCACCGGUAAAACCACUGAAGAAGAAAAGACGGUUGGAGGCUUACAGACUCGUUGUUGAGCAUGAAAGCGCAGGUGGAUGUGGUCUGCUGUAAAUCAGUAGGAACUGAUCUGUCCAUGCUGGAUAUUGAGGAUUUCAUCACAGAAAUCUGUCAGCUGAAGAAAGAGGUGGCUUCACUGGAGACAAAGCUGAGAGAAAGAGGAGACAAACUGAACAGAGAGGAUGUGGAGCAGGUUUGGGUGCGUGAGACUGAUGGGACAGAAGCUCAGGAUUCAGUCUGGAGCGUCAGAGAUCAGAGAUCCAGAGACACACAGGACUCAGAGCUCAGCCUCACUUUACUCUGUUAUACUGACGCUCAGGAUCAUGAAUCCACUGAUCAAACCUCUGACUGUAAUGCUGGAGAACAGCAGAUGCUGCAGACGCCGCUGAAGAUGUGCUCCGUCAAACUGGUGGACUGCAGGAACCCGAUCGAGAGCAGAGGAGAAGAAACCACCGCAGAGAAACAACAACAACACACUGAUGAGGAAGAGGAGGAGGAGGAGAAUAAUGGGGAUGAUGAUAAAGGCUGUUGUGCAUCUUCUGAUGGAGAAACAGACUUAACAUUAAAAGAGCAGCUGACGGUCAAGAGUUUCUGCCUGCAGCACCUGUGGAAAAACAUUGAGUUCAGAGGAUCGUUUAGUAAGACACGAGAGAAAACACACAGAACAGAAAGACUUCAGCUGUAAGAUAUGGAACAUCAGUUUUCCUUCCGCAGAAGAGAA